Messenger RNA from Culex pipiens pallens (northern house mosquito), 1179 nucleotides. RefSeq names its product carbohydrate sulfotransferase 13-like. Bases 165 to 1037 code for a protein of 290 amino acids. Gene Ontology annotation, biological process: carbohydrate biosynthetic process. The record is from RefSeq and is a predicted model, not a curated record. Gene Ontology annotation, cellular component: membrane. Gene Ontology annotation, molecular function: sulfotransferase activity. Lineage: Eukaryota; Metazoa; Arthropoda; Insecta; Diptera; Culicidae. The transcript is spliced from 4 exons.
CGGUAAGGUUUCCCGAAAGCGAAUUCAAUUGCCAAGUACCUUGCACUGACAAAUGUUUGAAUAGAUGUGCUCAAUCCACCUCAUCAGUUUAAUCGAACGCCACUGUUCCAAUUUCAACCGAAACGGCUUCCGUCUCAUUCCGUAGUACGCUCUCGUCCCGUCCAAUGGCGGCAACAAGUGGUGCCAGCAGCACAAAACGUCACUUGGCCGUGGCGGCCAUGUUUGUGCCGGUGUGCCUGCUGGCACUGUGCCUCGUCCCGUUCCGUUUCAAUUCCAACAGAUUCUUCCAGCACGGACCGCACCACCCUCAGUCGUCAUCUUCCGGGUUGCUGCAGUACGUCGGACGGGUUUGCCGGGUGCAGUUCCAGGGUUGGAGCGGGACGACGACGCCGGGACAGCAAACACCCAGCAACCACCAUCCGGAAGCGGUGAACACGGCCCGCUGGUGUAAAACUUUGGACGGGAAUGUAUCCUUCGCCGGAAGGGGGCGCUUCGAGCGCGGCUGGAUCGAGCGAAUCGCUCGCGAGAUUGAGCCCGGCAGCUUGGUGAUGCUAGUGGAGCACCCCUUGGUUCGAGUGGCACGAUUCUACCGGGACGCCAUCGGGGACGUUCAUCCGAAAAGUCCCUUCUGGACACUGGCCGUGGACAUCAAAGCUCAUCACCGCGACCGCAACAUCCACACACCGCCCAGUUUCGUCCAGUUGCUGUCGUUUGUCGUCGAUUCGCGCAACGGUGACCAUCCCCUCGGUUACCACUGGCAACCGUACGCGACGCUCUGUCAACCGUGCCUGCUGCGAUACGACGCCAUCGUCAAGCUGGACGCGCUCACCGGCACAAAACCGGUCUACCGUGCUCACCAAGCGGAGCUGGACCAGCUGGUCACCCUGUACGGUGCCGGGAUGGACGAAGCCCUGCUGGAACGGACGGUCGAUUACUAUCGGGACGAUUUGAUGCUUUUAAACUACUCCGUGGACCACUUCUAUCGGGAGCUGUACCGGAGCUUCCACGCCACCAUCGUGCAAGUGCGCCCGUUUUGACUGCUCAAACGUCAGAAUUUGACGCCAUCGCCUACCAUGAUAGCGGGUGAAUAAAUCGUUAAAACGGCUUAAACGCCUCCUAGAUUUUGUAAUCAUGCCCGGUCGAGCUGCUGCUGUCAUAAUACGCGCCACAAUUACGCGG